Messenger RNA from Clonostachys rhizophaga, 1047 nucleotides. The record is from the annotation of a GenBank genome assembly. NCBI's taxonomy places the organism in Eukaryota, Fungi, Ascomycota, Sordariomycetes, Hypocreales, Bionectriaceae.
AUGAACAACUUUGAAUCUUCUCACUCACGAAGCCGCCCGGCAUGGUAUUAUCGAGUGCUACGCCUAAGCCUCCAAUGGCACCACGAUCUCGACGACUAUGGAGAUGUUAAACCAGGGGACUUUGACGAAGACAUCUCUGAGUUGGGAGAGUCAGAUAAAGAGGACGAGAGCGAGGCUUACUGCGAUUGCGACAGCGACGCGUCUGAGUGUGAUUGCGAACCGCCCGUUGAUGAUCACGUGUCCGAGAGAUCAUAUACUGAGGACGACGCGGAUUACUACUACGAAUUAAAAGAGAUGCGCAAAGAUCGGAAGCGUGUGCUACGAGAUCUCAAAGAGCAGGAAGCAAAGAUAAAAGAGCAGGAAGCAACCAUGAAAGAGCUCGAAGCAAGAGUGAAACAAGAGGAACGCAAGCAUAGUGAAGGGAAAAUCAACGAGGUGCGCGAAGCGUACAAAAAGCUGAAGCAAGUCAUCCAGAAUGGUGAUGAACCGCCGAUUCUCGAUCCUCUAGCUAUGAUAAGUCGUUUUCACCUAUUCUCCGUCGAACACGUGGAUUACUGCUGUCAUGGCGACAUCUAUCCGACGAGGUUCGUUUCAUUUUGCCACCUAUCGGAACUUAUACAAGUGGCAAAUGGGGCUACCUCCAAAGACUCCACGGAUGACAACCCCAAACCAUUGUAUGGCGACGUAUAUCUUGGGGCGAAAACGGACUGUGAAAUUGACAGGUUUUUCCCUCCUACAAAGGCUGGAAUGGAGAAAAUUACGGUGACAGCAAAUGAAGGCAAAUUGAAGCUCGAUGUGCGCUUCUUAAGCAACGACUAUCUGAUUAUUUCCAUACCUGCGACGGUAGUUUUUGGGAGUAAACCUAUUCCUCCAUCGGCUCCCAAAAAGUUCAAGUUCGCGGGGAUUCGUCACAAGUUCGCGAUGUCGAUGCGAAGCUGGGAUAAUAGGCAUAAAAGAAAGCGCUCAGCUUCUUCCGAUUCUUGGUCUGAGAGACACCACCCAUCGGGAUACUGGCCUAAAGUUCCGGUGGAUGAGGCACGGCUGUGA